Thalassophryne amazonica is the source of this 1292-nucleotide messenger RNA. It is a transcript of the gene mlc1, whose product is annotated as modulator of VRAC current 1. Gene Ontology annotation, biological process: regulation of response to osmotic stress. Gene Ontology annotation, cellular component: plasma membrane; endoplasmic reticulum; cytoplasmic vesicle. NCBI's taxonomy places the organism in Eukaryota, Metazoa, Chordata, Actinopteri, Batrachoidiformes, Batrachoididae. The transcript has 12 exons. The record is from RefSeq and is a predicted model, not a curated record. The coding region runs from base 24 to 1214 and encodes 396 amino acids.
GUGGAAGCAACUCAUCUACCGCGAUGCAGCGCGAGGAGGAGUUCAUCUACAGCCACAUGUCCACUCUGGAGAGGGGUGGUGGGUCACUGGGACGACGGGGUGACGGCGGAGCAGACAGAAGGCCAUACAGGGAAGAGCGGGACAGCUACACGGUGGACGUGAGGGCCAGUGACCUGCAGCUGGCCCAGCGUGAACCUCUAAAGCUGAAGCACCCCUGCUUCAGCUGCAGAGCAUGGCUCUACAGCGUCCUCAUAGGGGGCAGCCUGCUCAUCACGUCUGGUUUCUCUCUGUACCUGGGCAACAUGUUUCCCGUUGCUAUGGAUUACCUUCGAUGUGCUGCAGGUUCUGGCUUCCCUGCAGCAAUCGCAAGUUUUGCCAUCGCCAAGAAGAGACACGUGGCAGUGUCAGAUUUCCAGGUGGUCUACGUGUCAACAUUUGCUGUGACAACUACCUGCCUGGUUUGGUUUGGGUGCAAACUGGUCCUGAGCCCAUCGGCUAUCAAUAUAAAUUUUAACCUCAUCUUGAUGAUUCUGCUGGAGGUCCUGAUGGCCAAUUGCGUCAUCCUGUCCGCCCGCUCUGCAGAGGACUGCUGCAGCAACAGGAAGUCAGUGAAGUUUGACAGACCUGCAGCUCGAACCCCUGCAGUUUUCCCAACUCGGCUGCUUAAAGCAUAUUCUGUGAUUGAAGUGAUUGUGGGAAUCUCCGCAGUAUUUGGAGGGAUUAUCGCCCUCAACAUGGACGCUCUGUUACCUGGUCCCUAUUUGUCUGUCACAUUUUUCUGGAUCCUUGUAGCUUGUUUCCCCAGCGCCAUCGCCAGUCACGUCGUGUCAGAAUACCCCAACAAAUGUUUGGUGGAGGUGUUGAUCGCUGUCAGCAGCGUAACAUCACCGCUGCUCUUUUCAGCCUCUGGCUUCCUCUCUUGCAGUGUGAUCAGCUUUGUGGAAAUUUUCCUGUACGACGUGCCCACGGCCAAGAAAUCCUACGACAUCUUGCUGCUGAUUCUGCUGGUGCUGCUGCUGGUGCAGGCGGUUCUGACUUCAGCCACCGUGGUGCACUGCGCCUCCUACAAGAGCCUGCUCCACAGGGGGGCCGCAGAGGCCGACCACAGCACGCAGACUGCGACUCAGUACUCUGAGCGAGCAUCCAACGGGACACUGCAGGAUUUUGACAAAGACAAGGCCUGGAAGGCAGUCGUGGUCCAAAUGGCUCAAUGAGCAGUCUGUAGCAGGUUUUUAUGAAAAGUGGGACAAAAGCCGUGAGGUAACUCACUGAGAAAACUGACAGCAGGAAGA